ACUUGAAGAAAAAAUUAGACAGAGACGACUUGAAAAAGAAGAACAAGAAAGAAAAUCAGCAAUUGAGAAAGAAAAACUGAGGAGGCGAACUGGUCAAGAAAUUGCUCUUGCUAGACAAAAACUUGAAGAAGAGCAACAGAGAAGAGAAGCUGAGCUAAUACGUCAAGAAAAACUAGAAGCUAAAUUAGCUAGGCAGAGAAUUUUAGAAGAAAUUGAAAGAGAUAAGUUAGCUCGUAAAGAAAUGUUUGGAACAGUUGGAAAUACUGCACCUGUUAUAUCAACUGUAAAUAGUUCUAAUACUGUUUCAACUACUACAACUACAGUCCCACAAAGACAAUAUGAUCAAUGCAAACUUCAGGUAAGUUACUUGUUUUUACUAUUAAACUUUUAGUAAUUUACACAUCAG
Centruroides sculpturatus (bark scorpion) is the source of this 406-nucleotide messenger RNA. RefSeq names its product UBX domain-containing protein 1-like. The record is from RefSeq and is a predicted model, not a curated record. The annotation marks the transcript as partial. The transcript is spliced from 3 exons. NCBI's taxonomy places the organism in Eukaryota, Metazoa, Arthropoda, Arachnida, Scorpiones, Buthidae.